Molecule: messenger RNA, 818 nt
Organism: Ornithodoros turicata
Lineage: Eukaryota; Metazoa; Arthropoda; Arachnida; Ixodida; Argasidae
Product: zinc finger protein 436-like
Exons: 1
Biological process (GO): regulation of gene expression
Cellular component (GO): nucleus
Source: RefSeq, a predicted model, not a curated record
AGUUCUUCCAGAGCACAGACCUGCAGCAUCACAAGAGGACCGGCACACGCCAGAAGCCAUACAAGUGUGAUGUCUGCCCUGCAGAGUUCUGCCGGGCCUCGGAUCUACGGGAUCACAAGCGGAGGCACACCUGCGAGAAGCCACACAAGUGUGAUGUCUGCUUUGCAGAGUUCCGCUGGAUCUCGGAUCUACGGGAUCACGAGCGGACGCACACGGGCGAGAAGCCACACAAGUGUGAUGUCUGCCCUGCAGAGUUCUGCCGGAUCUCGCAUCUACGGGAUCACAAGCGGAGGCACACAGGCGAGAAGCCACACAAGUGUGAUGUCUGCCCUGCAGAGUUCUGCCGGAUCUCGGAUCUACGGGAACACAAGCGGAGACACACGGGCGAGAAGCCACACAAGUGUGAUGUCUGCCCUGCUGAGUUCUACCGGCUCUGGAAUCUACGGGAACACAAGCGGACACACACGGGCGAGAAGCCAUACAAGUGCGACCUCUGUCCUGCAGAGUUCAGCUGGAGUCGGGGCCUACUGCAUCACAAGCGGACACAUAUGAGUGAGAAGCCAUACAAGUGUGAUGUCUGCCCUGCGGAGUUCAUGCACAGUACGCGUCUAAGGGUUCAUAAGCGGACACACACGGGUGAGAAGCCAUACAAGUGCAAUGUCUGUGCUGCAGCGUUCAGCCGGAAUGACUGCCUACAGCAGCACAAGCAGACACACACGGGUGAGAAGCCGUACAAGUGCGAUGUCUGCCUUGCAGAGUUCAGCCAGGCCAGGUACCUUAAGCAUCACAAGCGGACACACAUGGGUGAGCAGCCAUAG